Messenger RNA from Rotaria sp. Silwood2, 278 nucleotides. Lineage: Eukaryota; Metazoa; Rotifera; Eurotatoria; Philodinida; Philodinidae. The record is from the annotation of a GenBank genome assembly.
AUGUGUACUAGUUUCAAUUGGCAAGAUGAUGAUAAGCGAAUCUAUAUGUCACUUCAGCAUCUUUCACAUGAAACAUGUGUAACACUUUCUCAGUCGUCUUAUUGGAAAAAAUUAAUAAAAGGUACAAGAAUUUCAAUAUCAGUAAUUGGAAAUUAUGUUCCCAUGGAAUUUGAAGAGAUAACCGAAGAUGAUCAACCUUCGAGACUUGCACUUAUUAUUGAAAGCAAACAUGAACGAGACAAACAAAGAUUAAAAGGUUUGCUUUUUUUUUUUAAUAU